AAUUCAGGAGAAAUAGAUGACCGAACGUACAACGAAAAUGAAAUUCAGUAUCUUAACAAUCUAUUAAAGAAAGCUUUCACUUGUAGAGAAGUGGGAGAUAAAAUUGCUGCUGGCUUAUCCGACGAAGAUUUAAAAAAUAUGGCGAAAAUCCCUGCAAUGUGUGAAUGUGCAAACUACGAGUUGAACCGUCGAUCUAGAAUACUGCAUUACCGCGAUGGCAAAAUAAACCCUGGAUAUUUAAAGGAAGCUUUUGAACAUGCAUCUCAGAUGAAUUUUACAAAUGAUGACCACAGAAAAAAAUAUACGGAAAAUCACUGGUCACCAGUUCAAGCUAUUUUGUUCGGCGGUGAAAAAGCGCUUAAUAUAACUUGUGUGGCGGUACCUUGUGAUGUGGUAACAGUUACGUCUCAAGAAGAUCAUUUAAAAAUAUCUCAAAGAAAGAUAAAUGCUCAUUUCCAAUUUAUCCCUGAUGAAAUAAAAGGAAGUCCAAUGAAUGGAAUAAUUAUCCCUCAUAAUCAACCUUCACAAAUGCGCAUAGAAAUGCAGCCAAUAAAAAAUAUUCUUGCGUGGAAAAAGAAUUCUAUGUCAAAAAUACACGAACUGCAAAAAUCAGGAUAUCCACUGAAGUUGACCAUUUUGAUUAGUACCGAUGACAAUGUAAUUCAAGAAGGCGCUAAAAGUCGAGCAUUGAGUGCUGUCGAAGUUAUCAGGAAGGAUUUGAGUAGCGCGCCAAUUUGUGUUAUUACUCAACGGGAUACUCGGAAUAGUGUGCGCUUCAACAAAGAUUGCCGCAGAAAAAAUUUGGAGUUGGAUAGCUACGGCUUGGCAUUAAUGUUCUAUGGUCAUGACGUAAACGCAUCGAUCCUUCUCGUAGACAAAAAAGAUAACAAUGAAACGUUGAAAAGCAAAUUUGAACUCUGGAAGCAGAAGGAAUUGCUCUUUCUCGAUAGUCAUCAAGCAGUAGCAUUCCAUUUCACUGUAGUCAAUAGCACUGAGCCGAAAAAUAGCGAAAAGAUAUUCAGUAAUACAUUCCCAGACAUUCCGCUAAAUACGCUGCGUUUACUUGAUGAAUCAUCGAUGACUGGAGUAAACUAUAAAGUUGGAACGAUGUCUGAUUUUUAUGCCGGUCCCGUGUAUGCAGUUGUUGGUUUUCGAAAAUUCGGUGGAAGAAAUCCAGCUACAGAAAAUCUUUCCGAGGAAAAUGAUUGGUUUUUGUGAUUGAUUGACUGCUUCACUGAGAGAGUUUAGAUGAGGAAGUGUAUAUCUGUCGACAAGCCAUUCUAUUGUUUUGGAAGCAGCUUGAACCAUAAAGGCAUUGUUUAUGAAGUGUGAUAAAUAUUUGAUAAAAUAUAAAAAUGAAUGAUUUAUUUGAAGUCGAAUAUGCACGAUCAUGC
Loa loa (African eye worm) is the source of this 1394-nucleotide messenger RNA. RefSeq lists its product as hypothetical. Lineage: Eukaryota; Metazoa; Nematoda; Chromadorea; Rhabditida; Onchocercidae. The transcript is spliced from 9 exons. The record is from RefSeq and is a predicted model, not a curated record. Bases 139 to 1218 code for a protein of 359 amino acids.